CAUCAUCAGCUGACAACACAUCCAGCGUGUGAGCAACAAACAAACGUUUAUUUACUGUACUUAGUUAUAUAUGUGUAAUAAUUAUGGCGCAGAAAAUCAGCGAAGCUCACGAGCACAUCGCCAAAGCGGAGAAAUAUUUAAAGACGAGCUUUAUGAAGUGGAAGCCUGAUUAUGACAGUGCUGCUUCAGAAUACGCUAAAGCAGCGGUUGCCUUUAAAAAUGCUAAACAGCUAGAACAGGCCAAAGAUGCGUAUCUCCAGGAGGCCGAAGCGCACGCAAACAACAGAUCACUUUUUCAUGCUGCAAAGGCUUUCGAGCAGGCGGGGAUGAUGCUGAAGGAUCUGCAGAGGAUGCCAGAGGCCGUUGCAGUACAUGAGAAGGCCAGCGUGAUGUAUGUGGAGAACGGCACUCCAGACACCGCUGCCAUGGCCCUGGACAGAGCUGGAAAGCUGAUGGAGCCGCUGGAUCUGUCCAAAGCUGUUCAUCUGUACCAGCAGGCGGCGGCAGUGUUUGAGAACGAGGAGCGACUACGACAAGCAGCGGAGCUCAUUGGCAAAGCGUCAAGACUUCUUGUUCGACAACAGAAGUUUGAUGAAGCCGCUGCGUCUCUCCAGAAGGAGAAGAACAUGUAUAAAGAGAUGGAGAAUUAUCCCACGUGUUAUAAGAAAUGCAUCGCUCAGGUUCUGGUCCAGCUCCACCGAGCAGAUUACGUGGCGGCGCAGAAGUGUGUGCGCGAGAGUUACAGUAUCCCAGGAUUCAGCGGGAGCGAGGACUGCGCCGCCCUGGAGGAUCUGCUGCAGGCGUAUGAUGAGCAGGAGGAAGAGCAGCUGCUGAGGGUCUGCAGAUCGCCACUCAUCACGUACAUGGACAAUGAUGUGAGUACCACACACACACACACACGCAUGGACAUUUACAGCCCUGUGAAGGUGAAAUUAUUAGUGAAACAACAGCUGUAGGAUGUAAAUUAGUCUACGACAAAAGAAAGUUGACCAUAGAAACAGAAUUGAUAUGUGUGUGUGAGGGUUGAAAGAGUAGCGCUUUAGUUAGAAAUGUGUGUGUGUAUACAUACAGUGCUGUGUAGGCAUGGGCCGGUAUAAUGUGAUG
Danio aesculapii is the source of this 1104-nucleotide messenger RNA. Its product is annotated as gamma-soluble NSF attachment protein-like. Gene Ontology annotation, molecular function: soluble NSF attachment protein activity; syntaxin binding. Gene Ontology annotation, cellular component: SNARE complex; vacuolar membrane. The record is from RefSeq and is a predicted model, not a curated record. Lineage: Eukaryota; Metazoa; Chordata; Actinopteri; Cypriniformes; Danionidae. The transcript has 10 exons. The coding region runs from base 84 to 956 and encodes 290 amino acids. Gene Ontology annotation, biological process: intracellular protein transport.